UGAAAGUACUAGCUGUUUCAGGCCACAACUUUUAGAUUUGAUGAUAGUUCCUCUAAAAUGGAAUGACGAAUAAUCUCCAUCCUUUUCUCACAGUGGCGUCCAAAUUCCAGCCAAAGACAAACAAAAUUGUCUUUUAGUGUAGCGUAGUGUUUAGAACUUAAUGCUGUGUAGUCAGACAAAUCUGCGUUCGGCCUCCGCUAGAUCGGUCAUUAGCCGUGCGAUGUUAUAAAAGUCUUGUUACUACAAAUCUAAGGGAAGCGCGUGAGUACACGCACUGAAUCUUGGACAAAGACAGCAUUUAUACUUUUUUUUUUUUUUUUUUUAACUGAAUUAAGUGUAACGCCCUCUAGGUUUAUAGCAGCUAGUCCUGGAGACGAGACGCGGGACUGUGUUGAUGACAUCACUUCCGGGGCGACAAGGUCGGUCUCUGCCUCCUGCAAUAACGCAGCGACUGACUUUGCUAGGAAAAGGACGCCUCUACUAGCUACUGUCAUUCACGAGGAAGGUGGGUGAAACUGCUCACCCCUCUCUUACUGGUUCUUUCGUGUGCCUGGAAGAACGAUUCCAGUAGAAGCCCUUCGCCUUCCUACAACAGAGAUUUGUACUGGCCGAGUUCCCUGGGUUCACUUGGGAGUCUUCUUGGCCCAAAGACAAAUGCUCAGCACAGGCAGCCUUGCGUGGGUUUUGUGACUGCAAAGUUCUCCAGGAAUUAUCUAUAGAGUAAGUAUGCUAAUAUUGAAUAAGGCAGCAGGAGUUUUUUCUAAACCAUCAAGAAGGGAAAUUUAUGAAUUUUUAAGAAGUUUCAAUUUUCGUCCUGGAAAAGUAUUUCUUCAUAAACUAGUAUUGGGGAUUGAAACCAGUUGUGAUGAUACGGCAGCUGCUGUGGUGGAUGAAACUGGAAAUGUUUUGGGAGAAGCAAUACAUUCCCAAACUGAAGUUCAUUUAAAAACAGGUGGAAUUGUUCCUCCAGUAGCGCAACAGCUUCACAGAGAAAAUAUUCAACGAAUAGUGCAAGAAGCUCUUUCUACCAGUAAAGUCUCUCCAAGUGAACUCUCAGCAAUUGCAACUACCGUCAAACCAGGACUUGCUUUAAGCUUGGGCGUAGGCUUAUCAUUUAGCUUACAACUGGUAGACCAAUUAAAAAAACCCUUUAUUCCCAUUCAUCAUAUGGAGGCUCAUGCACUUACUAUUAGGUUAUUAAAUAAAGUAGAAUUUCCCUUUUUAGUUCUUUUGAUUUCUGGAGGUCAUUGUCUAUUGGCAUUAGUUAGAGGAGUUUCAGAUUUUCUGCUUCUGGGAAAAUCUUUGGACAUAGCACCAGGUGACAUGCUUGACAAGGUAGCAAGAAGACUUUCUUUGAUAAAACAUCCCGAGUGCUCUACCAUGAGUGGUGGGAAAGCUAUAGAACAUUUGGCCAAACAAGGAAAUAAACUGCAUUUUGAUUUCAAACCUCCCAUGCAACGAGCUAAAAAUUGUGAUUUUUCUUUUACUGGACUUCAACAUGUUAUUGAUAAGAUAAUAACACAAAAGGAAAAAGAGGAAGGGAUCCAGAAGGGGCAAAUCCUGUCUUCAGCUGCACACAUUGCUGCUGCAGUACAGCACACAACAGCAUGCCACAUUGCAAAAAGAACACAUCGUGCCAUUCUGUUUUGCAAGCAGAGAGAUUUGUUAUCUCAAAGUAAUGCAGUGCUGGUUGUAUCUGGAGGCGUUGCAAGUAACCUAUAUAUCCGAAAAGCUCUGGAAAUUGUAACAAAUGCAACACAAUGCACUUUGUUAUGUCCUCCUCCCAGACUGUGCACUGACAAUGGCAUUAUGAUCGCAUGGAAUGGUAUUGAAAGAUUGCGUGCUGGCUUGGGCAUUUUACACAACACAGAAGGCAUCCGCUAUGAACCAAAAUGUCCUCUUGGAGUAGAUAUAUCAAAAGAAGUUGGAGAAGCUGCCAUAAAAGUACCACGAUUAAAAUUGAAGAUUUGAUUUUUGCUUUUCAAACAAUCUCUUAAGGCACCACACCCUGCAUGGAGCCCAAUGUGGGACUCAGACUUAUAACCCUGAGAUCAAGACCUGAGCCGAGAUCAAGAGUUGGAUGCUUAACGGACUGAGCCACCCAGGUGCCCCCUGAAUUAAUUUUUUUAAAAGGCAGAAUGAAUAAACAUGGAAAAAUUACUAUUAGAAAUGUGGAUGUUUUUCUAAUAGUCACAAAACAAAGAAAUAAGAAUGCUAGACUAUCAAGGAAUAAAAGUAUAAUAGCUAUCACUUUUUGAAGAUUUUUAUUUGCAAAGUACUUUACAGGUGCUA
Messenger RNA from Lynx canadensis (Canada lynx), 2292 nucleotides. It is a transcript of the gene OSGEPL1, whose product is annotated as O-sialoglycoprotein endopeptidase like 1. The coding region runs from base 727 to 1971 and encodes 414 amino acids. Lineage: Eukaryota; Metazoa; Chordata; Mammalia; Carnivora; Felidae. Gene Ontology annotation, biological process: tRNA threonylcarbamoyladenosine modification. The record is from RefSeq and is a predicted model, not a curated record. The transcript is spliced from 9 exons. Gene Ontology annotation, cellular component: mitochondrion.